Messenger RNA from Etheostoma cragini (Arkansas darter), 1463 nucleotides. RefSeq names its product ribonuclease H1 (gene rnaseh1). Gene Ontology annotation, biological process: DNA replication, removal of RNA primer. Gene Ontology annotation, molecular function: magnesium ion binding; RNA-DNA hybrid ribonuclease activity; nucleic acid binding. The transcript has 8 exons. Lineage: Eukaryota; Metazoa; Chordata; Actinopteri; Perciformes; Percidae. Bases 372 to 1259 code for a protein of 295 amino acids. The record is from RefSeq and is a predicted model, not a curated record.
GCCUGUCAAUCGUGUCAACAUUACUUUCUUGGUCUUUUCUUUGUUGCUGAACUUUUCAAAAUUUUCAGACAGUUAACUCAGGACUUUAAAGACCACAGCAGAGGUUAUACUGUUGUCAUAUUAAUUAUUAGGAGUACCUUUUUUAGCGUUCGUGUGUUUUUUUGUGUGUGAUUCAGAGCAAGCAAUCUAGCUAGCUAAUAACGUGACUAGCUAGUAUUUGCAUCCUUUUACGUUAACGUUACGUGCUGCUGAAUUUGACUCAACUUUUACCGUUACACAGCUAGCGAAACACACAUUGACAUUAUUGUGUUUUGAGUUCACGUCACGAUGCUGGCCACCUCCGUGUCAUGGCGGUUUCUUGGUAGCCAGUGAUGUUAAGACUGACUGGUCUCUUCAGAGCAGUAACGUUACGCAGAGCCGUCUGCAGCGCCGCCGACGACAUGGCCAAGGGGAAGUUUUUCUACGCUGUCAAGAAAGGAUUCAAACCAGGGGUGUACAGUUCAUGGGAUGAAUGUAAGAGCCAGGUGGACAAAUUUCCAGCUGCCGCUUUCAAGAAGUUUGCAUCAGAGAAAGAUGCCUGGGCGUUCUUCAGAGGAGAGGAACCUUCUGCAGCACCAAAAGUGAAUAAAGUGGCUCAGAGUGUGGAGUCGGCCGCCGCUCUGCUUCCUAAAAGAGGCCCGGAGCCUCUGGAGUACAUCCCUCUUGGUAAGAAGAGAUGUCACUCCCACGAGGAGGUGGAGUCUCCUCCCAAACGAGUCAAACAGUCAGAGAGCUCGUCUUCAGAAAGCACAGACGGAUUCACGUACAUGGGUGACGCUGUGGUCGUUUACACGGACGGCUGCUGCUCGAACAACGGACAGAAAGGCGCCCGAGCAGGAAUCGGAGUGUACUGGGGUCACAACCACCCGCUAAAUGUUGCAGACCGGCUGGAAGGAAGACAAACCAACCAGCGUGCAGAGAUACAGGCGGCCUGCAGGGCGCUGGAACUCGCCAAAGAGAAUGACAUAAAGAAGUUGGUUCUCUACACCGACAGCAAGUUCACAAUCAACGGUGUGACCAGCUGGGUGAAGAACUGGAAGCUGAACGGCUGGCGGCUGAAAUCUGGAGGUGAGAUCACUAACAAAGAGGACUUUGUGAAGCUGGACCGGCUGAACGCAGAGCUGGAGGUGGUCUGGAUGCAUAUUCCCGGUCACGCCGGCUACCGAGGCAACGAGGAGGCCGACAGGCUGUCGAGAGAAGGAGCGGUGAAGCCUUUAUAGCAGCAGCAGCGGGCAGAGACGAUGUCAGAGAUCUGCUGCAGGACUGGUCAUGUGAUCUCUGCUUUGAUACAAGGUUGUUUUGUCUUUUUGAGAAGCGUUUAUGGCUGAACACAAAGUGGAAGAGGGAAGUCUGAGUUUUGUCUGUUAAAUGUUAAUUUUAAUUAUGUUUUUUUGGCUCUGAAUAAAGUUCCUAUUUCAACCAGC